This is a messenger RNA of Corticium candelabrum, 1100 nucleotides long. RefSeq names its product N-terminal Xaa-Pro-Lys N-methyltransferase 1-B-like. Gene Ontology annotation, biological process: N-terminal protein amino acid methylation. The record is from RefSeq and is a predicted model, not a curated record. NCBI's taxonomy places the organism in Eukaryota, Metazoa, Porifera, Homoscleromorpha, Homosclerophorida, Plakinidae. The transcript has 6 exons. Gene Ontology annotation, molecular function: N-terminal protein N-methyltransferase activity. Bases 473 to 871 code for a protein of 132 amino acids. Gene Ontology annotation, cellular component: cytoplasm.
GCCCAUUCUUUGCCCGUACUGAUUAGAGUAAUGACCCCUAGUUAAUAUCCUGCUGAAGACAAAUGAAACUCUACCUGAGUGUCCUGUUCUGGAAAUGUGUAAUGUGGAUGUGGUGCAAACGCAAUCAGAAUUUGGAGAGAAACCCAAGCGCUAGAAGAUUGGCUUUAAUCGGUGGUGAAAGACCAUGACAUGUAGUCUAACUCGUGUGGGAAUGCGUUUGAAUGAAUUGGAAGGUGUUUGUUAAAUAUCCCGUUGAAGACAAAUCAACAGAUAUAAAGUAACUGCCCGCAGUUAUCUGGUAUUUCUGCUUUCUACUCAACCAUUUAGAUAGAGACUGGUGUUUAGCAGUGUAAUUGAGGUUGUUGUAUGAAGCAGCUGAAUACGUGUUAUUUUUGUAGACUGUGGUGCUGGAAUUGGACGAGUUAGUAAACAUGUCCUUCUACCCACAUUUGACGCUGUGGAUCUUGUUGAAAUGAACCCGCGUUUUUUGGAGAAAUCAAAGUCAUACUUGGGACGGGCCGCUGCCAAGGUGGGGAGUUACUAUUGCUGUGGACUACAGUCAUUUACACCCAAGAUUGGUCAUUAUGAUGUCAUUUGGUGUCAAUGGGUACUUGCUCAUCUUACAGAUGAGGAUUUGAUAUCUUUUGUCAAACGUUGUCAAGAAGGGCUUACAACCGUGGGUAUCAUUAUAGUUAAAGAAAAUGUGACCACAGAAGGUAAGGACUACGACCACGUUGACAGCAGCGUAGCAAGGUCAGCGGAAAUUUUUAGGCAAUUGUUUACUGCUGCGGGUCUUAGAGUAGUACAGGAAGACAAACAGCUAGGAUUUCCAGAGCAGAUGUAUGACGUGAAUAUGUGGGCUCUGAGAUGAGUUGGAGUUAGAAUCGUGUGCAAAAUGAUAUUGUAAUUUAUAGAUAAUUGCUGCCAGAGUAACAGAUGUAGCAUUUAUAGCAGUACUCCACGACCUGCUUGUACAUAUAUACCCAUGCAGUUUGUUGUGUCUACUUCAGUUACAGACUAGGGUCACAAGAAAGUAAAAUAGGCUUUUUUGUUUUGUACUUUGUAUGCCGAACUAGCAUGGAAUAUUCUGAUAAAUGGCA